GAUUUGAUUUGGUUCGUUAAUUCGAUUUGAUUUGACGAUUUGAUAUAUACACCCCUAACUAACAUAUUGAAAGGAGCUUUUCUAAUAUAUUGAAAUUUUUUGGUUUGGCCACCUUAAACUUUUAUUUUUUUAAAUAACUAAAUAGAAAAACCCACCCGUUUCCGUGUAGGGAGAAAAAUAUAAGGGAAACUAGAGCGACCGACCUUGAUGAUCAAAUAGAAAUGGCUCUGGUCUUCCCUUCAGUUUCUGUGUCAUUCACUAAAGUCCCAGGUAAAUGGAAAAAUUGGAGAUACGUUGAUUUCUCUAAUAAGGAAAGAACAUUUCCACGUGUGGCUACAAUGUGUGCAUCUACAUCGUCAAAGUCAAAGAAAAUAGUUUGGAUAUGGACAGAGAACAAGCAUGUGAUGACGGCUGCUGUGGAGAGAGGUUGGAAUACUUUCAUCUUCCCCUCACAUCGCCAAGAUCUUGCCCUUGAGUGGUCUUCUAUUGCAUUGAUAUAUCCUCUCUUUAUUGAAGAGGGGAGGCUUAUUGAUCAUGACAAUCAAAGAGUUGCUGCAUUUGCUGAGAUUUCUUCCCCUCAGCAGUUAGAACAAUUUCAGAUAUCAGAGGAACUGGCAGAUAAAGUUGUUGUUAAUCUACUAGAUUGGCAGGUGAUACCUGCUGAAAACAUUGUUGCGGCUUUUCAAGGCACUCAGAAAACUGUACUUGCUGUCUCAAAGACACAAUCAGAAGCUCAAGUCUUUCUUGAGGCCUUGGAACAUGGUUUGGGUGGUGUAGUGAUGAAAGUUGAGGAUUUUGGCGCAGUCCUUGAGCUGAAGGGUUAUUUUGAUAGAAGACGUGAAGUGGACAGUCUGUUGAACUUGACGAAAGCCAAAAUUACUCAUGUUCAAACGACUGGAAUGGGUGACCGUGUCUGUGUUGAUAUCUGCAGCCUCAUGAGACCUGGUGAAGGUCUUCUGGUUGGAUCCUUUGCAAGAGGGCUUUUUCUUGUUCACUCAGAAUGCUUGGAAUCAGAUUACAUCUCUAGCAGACCUUUUCGAGUUAAUGCGGGGCCUGUACAUGCAUAUGUUGCUGUACCUGGAGGAAAGACUAGCUAUCUCUCGGAACUCAAGUCUGGUAAAGAGGUCAUUGUAGUCAAUCAAAGGGGUAUGCAGCGAACGGCAAUUGUUGGGCGUGUAAAGGUAGAGACGAGACCACUGAUCCUUGUGGAGGCAAAGGUGGAAUCCGAAAAUGAAAGUUAUUCUAUUCUCAUGCAGAACGUGGAAACAGUUGGAUUAGUUUCUCUCCUACAUGGCGAGGAGCCUCAGCAAACUGCAAUUCCAAUGACUUCACUACGAGUUGGUGAUGAAGUUUUGCUUCUAGUACAGGGAGGCGCUCGGCAUACUGGAAUAGAAAUUGAAGAGUUCAUUGUUGAGAAAUGAAUUAGUUUCUGCACAUUCAUACAUUUUGUUGAUAGAUGAGGGGUGUUAAGCUCUUAAUGGCGAUACAAAUCUUAUCUUAAAUUCUCUAAUAUUUGUACCAAAGUCUUUUGACUACUAUAGAUUGAAUCAAAUAAAACAAGUUCGGACUGAGUGCUUAUCACCUUA
This is a messenger RNA of Capsicum annuum, 1586 nucleotides long. RefSeq names its product 3-dehydroquinate synthase homolog. The coding region runs from base 222 to 1421 and encodes 399 amino acids. NCBI's taxonomy places the organism in Eukaryota, Viridiplantae, Streptophyta, Magnoliopsida, Solanales, Solanaceae. Gene Ontology annotation, molecular function: 3-dehydroquinate synthase activity; oxidoreductase activity. The record is from RefSeq and is a predicted model, not a curated record. Gene Ontology annotation, biological process: aromatic amino acid biosynthetic process. The transcript has 10 exons.